Molecule: messenger RNA, 1626 nt
Organism: Chenopodium quinoa (quinoa)
Lineage: Eukaryota; Viridiplantae; Streptophyta; Magnoliopsida; Caryophyllales; Amaranthaceae
Product: tryptophan aminotransferase-related protein 4-like
Exons: 5
Coding region: 143-1504 (453 amino acids)
Biological process (GO): amino acid metabolic process
Molecular function (GO): transaminase activity; carbon-sulfur lyase activity
Source: RefSeq, a predicted model, not a curated record
CUUGCUUUAUUUGAUUUUGAUUGGCAUAUAAAAUAAUGGGUAGAGUGUUGAUUUCAUCUUCAAUUAUGAGGGUCUAAUUAUCCAUAUUUAGACCAAUUAAAAGAAGCUAGCAUUUUCUCAAGUUAAAAGUGCUCAUUCAUGCAUGGCUAAGCACGUAUGCUUAUUGCUUUGCUCAAUAAUCCUAAAUAUUGUGUUUAGUGGUUUAUACUUGAAUGUAAAGUGGGGUGAAGUAAGUAGUCUAAGUACUCAGCUAAGUUGGUCACGAGAGGCGGCAAUUGAGGCGGAGGAAGUGGCGGCUAUAUCGUGUUCCGGACAUGGAAGGGCGUUCUUAGAUGGCCUGGUUGUUGAUGGAAAACCAGUGUGCGAGUGCUACAGUUGUUACACUGCCCCUGAUUGCUCUCUUCUUUCUUUGCCAUGCGUUGCAGAUGUUGAUGAUGGGAAUCCUAUGUAUAUGGAGCCUUACUGGAUGAGUAAAAAGGAAAGCAGUGGAGUGUUGGUAUCAGGAUGGCAUCGAAUGGGAUAUACAUACAUACCGGUCGACGACGACGGUCGGAAGCUAUCAACGGAGCUAGAGAAGUACAUUCGCAAAGUGCAUGAGUUGGUUGGAAAUGCAGAAACUGAAGGAAGGCAUGUUGUAUUUGGGACUGGCUCUACUCAACUACUUAAUGCUGCUGUGAAUGCUCUUUCCUCUAACUCCUCUAGUCCUGCAUUUGUGGUUGCUUCCAUCCCUUUUUACCCGGUAUAUAAAUCCCAAACUGAGUUGUUUCAAUCUCGUGCAUACGAGUUUAAAGGUGACACAUCCUUAUGGAAGAACAAAACAAGCAAUGAAAAUGUUACAUUUAUAGAAUUUGUGACAUCCCCAAACAAUCCAGGUGGUCAAUUUAAAGAGAGUGUUCUUACAGGACCCUCAGUUAAGACUAUUCAUGAUCGUGUCUAUUAUUGGCCUCAUUACACUGCUAUUACAACCCCAGCUGCUGAAGAUCUCAUGCUAUUCUCCAUCUCCAAGCUAACUGGUCAUGCUGGCAGCAGAUUCGGGUGGGCAUUGGUGAAGGACGAGGUUGUACAUCAAAAAAUGGAUAGUUAUGUGAUGCAUAAUACGAUAGGUGUGUCUCAUGAUACUAAAUUGCGAGUAUUGAAGCUAUUGAAAGCUAUCGUUGAUGAAGGUGGAAGAGAAAUAUUCGAAUCUGGACACAAAAUAAUGAAGGAAAGAUGGGAAGGACUAACCACAAUCUUGUCUUAUUCAUCGCGCUUCUCCCUCCAACACAUACCUCCUCAAUUCUGCUCUUUCUAUCAACGAGUUAGAGAACCUUCCCCAGCAUAUGCAUGGUUGAAAUGCGAGAGAGAAGAAGAUGAAGAUUGUUAUCAAGUACUAAAAGAAGCUGGAAUCCUCGGUCGUAGGGGUCGAUUAUUCGAAGCUGAAGAUCGCUAUGUACGGCUUAGCCUGCUAAAAAGCCAAGAAGAUUUCGACUCUUUUGUACAACUUAGAAAUAUUGGUUUCUGCUGAAUUUGAGAAUCAUUCCAAAUACCGUAUGAGAUUCUUAUAAUCAAUUGGUUUGCUACAUGUCAUUGGAAGAACUACUUUGGCUCACGACAUAUGAUAAAUUAGUAUACAAAAGUUACAACGUA